GUUCGGUUCGCGUUCGGGUCGGGGUGGUCGUUCGGGAGUUAUCCCAGUGCCCUGCCUGGUGCGAGAUUCCGUUCGAAUCCUUUUCUCAGAGUUUGCCCCCCUGUAAAAUUUUGCAGGUCUUUGACCCCAAGUUCAGUAGCUUCUGCUUGUUGACAUUUUCCUGUUCGCUCGCACCGUGUAAUUUUAUUUGGAGAUGUUUUGAAUGAAAAAGUGCUUUGUUGCUUUUAUUUUGAAGAGAAAACAUUCAUUAUUUUUAGUUUUUGAUUCAGCUUAUCCAAUAUGGAGGGCCGGAAGAAGAAAAGCUGCUUGGGUCUAUUCUGCUUCCCUCAUACACUAUAUCACCAUGCACACCUCAAGUCGAUCGAGUCUACAGGAAGUUCAGCUUCAAAGCAGAACACGCGAACAUGCGGACGUACUACUUUGCCGCUGACACCAAUGAAAUUAUGCUGCAAUGGAUGCAUUGCAUGAGCCUCGCUUCUGUCUUGCAGGAUCGACCUACUAGAGAGGAAUCUUAUCAAAUUGAUUAUGAUACUAUACACUGCUAUGAGGAUCCCCGUGUGAUCACUCAGCAGCCAACUAAUGCUCAACACAGUCCCGGUGAUGAAAGUGAGGCUGGAUUUGGCUCGUAUCGACCAAGGUUAGCAGUUUCUGGAAGCAUGAAUGGAUGGCAGAGCCCCCUUCUGCAGCAACAGCAGCAGCAACAGCAGCAACAACAGCAACUAAAUGCUCUUGAUGAUCGUAGCUUUCACCAUCACCUGUACGCCAAUGCACCCCCCAAGCCACGGCGCCUUGCUAAUGAGGACAUGGGCUCCUCCAGCGAACAGUCACCAGAACAUCAUCAGAACCUAGGAGCGCAGCCUCAGCAACCCCCUAGACUCAUGCAGUCCAACUAUCAGUUCAACCCAGCUGCAAUGCCGCAAGUCCAAUCGCGCCUUGUCAUGUCCCCUAACAAUGCAGAACGACGGACUCCUGACACUUACAGCCGCCCUGCAGGAUCCAUGCAGGCUGCUCUAAACAAUAAAAUGAAGCCAACUGAUUAUGAAGAUAUUUAUAACAGUGAACGAAGGCAGAUGGAAAGCCAGUCAUGGGCUAGUAAGUUUGGACAGCAGGCCUAUCUUCAAACUACUGGUCAGAGUGCAACUAUUAUUACCAAAGGCUAUGAAGCAACUUACAAUUCACGCCCUGAUGAGAAGCAGCAACUAACACCUCUUGCUCAGAGUCCUCGAAAACAACCACCAAGGCCCCACAGUGCCGAUUUCCUUGACUAUGAUGCUCGCAGACAUGAGGAUGGCAUGGAUAUCACCAAAAGUCCAGAACCACAAGUAAGAGGGUCCAGAUCUCAGCUUAAUUCGCAACCCCCACGUCCAAAGUCAAGUCUUGAUAUCAUGCGUGAUCCUGACAAUCUGUACUGGUCAGAAGAAGGUUAUGCCCAGAAAAUGCGCCAAUCAGCUUACCUUCUCCAGCAGGGCCCUGGUGGUGCUCUCCCUAACCAGCAACCCCCCACCCGUAGUAAUUUCCCAUCCUUUUCAAACAUGCUCCAAUCCCAAAGCUCCUCUAGAGUCGCUGAGCUUGCUGCUAAUCGAGUUCUCUCCCCCUCUGCUGAACUUUUAAGGGAGAGUGAACAGCAGCACAUUUUGAACAUGCAGCGAAGACAACAGCAACUUCUUGAGGAGCAAAAGAUUUUGCAGCAGCAGCUAGAGUAUCAAAAACAGCAGAGCCAGCAGGAACAGCUUCAAAGGCAGCAGAUUGAGGAGGAAGAGGAGCGGCAGCUUCUGUCCUACUAUUCCGAGAUGCAGACACCAAUGACACAACAGCCUUUCACACGCUCAGCCAGUGCUCGCCUUCCGCGUCACAAAUAUGACACUGAGAGAGAUGAUGAUGAAGAAGGAUUCAAACAGAGGAGAAACAGUGGAAGUGGCAGUGGACUGUAUUCUCACAGGCGAUCAGGCGCUGAGUAUGGGAGUCAAAAGUUUCAACAGUACUCUGCUUUAAGCACCACACCAGACUUAUCUACCCCCUCCCCCCUAGAGGCGACUACACCACGUGAGGAGUCAAUGAAGCGUCUGCUGGAAUGGAAGCAACGUAUGUUGCAGUCUCCUCUAGCAAGGAAGCCCUCUGGUUCUGCAACAAGAGGUGUAAAUUCUGCACAAAAUCAACUUUCUAAUUAUUACAAGCAGCAAGCACUACGUGAACUUGCUGAUCAAGAGCGUAGGGCGCAGGGCUUGUCAAGGCACCUCAGUCAAGAUGCACUUCAUGAUGGGCCAUACAGCAGCUCAAAGCUAUUGAAUAUGCAAGCUUUAGUUGAUGACCAGGCAGGAUCAGUGCCCUGGAGCACCGAAAUGCUAGAUUCCCAAGAGGCUGCAGAUUUCCUUGCGCAGAAAAGUCAAGAAGAUUCUGGAAAAAUGUCUCGGAGUCGAAGUCAAGAUGGGCGCAGAUCUUCUGCAUCCAAUAGAUACACUAGUUAUUCCUCUGAUGAAGACAUUGGAGACACCCGUGAGCCCCGCAAGCGGUCGCGGAGACCAUCCCAGUCAAACAGAUCGCGGCGCAGCAGUACCGAGGAGAAGACGUCCCGGAAGGCAGUUUCUUUCGAAUCCCCUACCGGUGGGCAAGAAGCGAGGAACAACUUUCAGCAUGGCAAUGGUCAGGUGGCCGACACCAACUCGGCGCGGGACAUCAGUCAGAGAGGAUACAAUGAAUGGAAUCAUACGGUAGAAAGGCCGAGUAGACAGGAGACUUCUUCAAGGGGCAUGGAAAUGCACCGUGGACUGUAUGAAGAUCGUUACUUCUCUGGGAAGUGUUCAGACAGUGGUUAUGACACCCUCCAAAAUGGAAUAGGAUUCAAUGCCAGUGGCGAUACGAUUCACAGAAGCCAACUGAGAUUAAAAUCUCAAGGACUGGAACAACAGCCAAGUUCACAAAAAAAUGCGGCUUCCUCCAAUACUGAAACGAAACUCGAUGAAACAGCAAUUGUCAAGGAGUUCUCAUUUCAGUAUGUCAAGAAUAAAACCCAAAACAAUCCUAAUUUACUAGAAGGAACCAAAUCUCUCUCAAGAAAUUUAGUUUCUAAUAGGAAAAAAAUGUUUGAGGACCAACUUUGCCCAAGUGGAGGCUCUCAAGGAUCAUUAGAGUAUCUAAAUGAAAUUUCUGAACAUCAAAUUCGCUCGAGGUCAAUCCUAAAUAAUUUUGUCUUUGGUGAUGAUUCCUUCAAAGAACCAGUUGUGGAGGAACCAAAGUACCCAAAGUCUGUCAAAGACCUACUCGCAGACUUUGAAAAGAAGUCAAAAUUAGCUAAAGAGAAAGCUGCUGAACUUGAACGGAAGUCUGAAGAAGAAGCAAGGAGAUAUGUGUUUAGUGACACUGAAACCUUAAUGUAUGACACCUCAAGUGACCCUGAAAUCUUGACAGAGCCUGCUGCCUUCAGAAAUCGGCGUUUAGCCGCCCAGUCGAAUAAAUUUCCCCAAGAAGAAGAUGAGGACGGUGAAGUAGCUGCUGCUCUUGGGAGGCGGGAACAAUUUGUGAGUGCCUGUCGAGACUUGGGCAAGAAAAAAAGCGAUGACUGCAGGGAGUCCAAACACUUUGCAGCGCCGACCGCUUCCGACUGCAGCACUCCUCCGCUCCCCAAGACCACUGAAGAGAAGACCCUGGAGUGCAAGACCCCCGACAUGGCGGCCAUGCGGGCCACCGAGGAGUUCAAGAACGACGAGUUCCAGUCGAACGACCAGCAGGCGGAGGAGCACUACCUGCCCAUGACGCCCUCCAAGAAGAUCCUCUCCGACUCGACCAUGUUCAACCACUCCUCCUCGACGCUGUUCGAGCCCGAGGAGAACUCGUACGUGGAGAUGACGACGGGUGGCCUCUCCCGGUCGCUGCUGGCGCCUGGGGGCGGCGGCCUCUUCAGCCCGGGCCUCCCCGGCAGCGCCUCCAGGAACAUCCUGGCCGGCAGCCUGCUGGCCCCGGACAGCAGCGCGUUCGGCACGUACUCGGGCCAGUCGCACUACGAGCUCAUGUACCGCGCGGGCGCGCACGAGCCGCUGUACAUGGAGGUGAGCUCCGCGUCGUCGGACCUGGCGGCCGCCAAGCAGGACGAGGCGCAGGACCUGCCGCCGCCGCACCACGCCCGCCAGUACAGCAACUGCUCCGCGCACCGCGCCACGCCCACGCGCACGCCCGACACGCAGUCCGUGGCCAACGAGGACGCGGACAACAUCCCGCCCACCCCGCCGCGGCUCAUCCUGCCGGACAUCCUCAACUCGUCCGCCUCCUCCUUCCAGCAGCAGGCCUCCGUCAAGUCGGAGAGCUCGGACGCGGACGACGAGGCGUCCAAGGACCUGGACUCGCUGGACACGCCGCGGCACAAGCGCUUCAGCCUGUCGGACACCUUCCGGCCCGCUUCCUACUACCUGGGCGCCAGCCUGGGCGCCAGCCGCGGCAGCAGCGGCCCUGACCUGGGCCGGCCGCCCUUCCUGGGGGAGACCAGCAGCACCCACGAGCACCACGACUCGUCCGACAGCGAGCUCGUGUCCCCGCCGCCCAUCCCCACCAGCCCGCCGCCCCUCGAUGACCUCGACACCUCACUCGACAUCCACGACUCGUCCCUCGACGUCCCCAACAAGACCAGGCUGUCGCCCAUCCACUCCAAGACGAACAGCAUCGCGAGCCAGAACGGCGACCUCCCCUCGCCCGCCUGGAAGCACAAGGCGCGCACCGCCGUGGACGAGGCCGUGCAGGAGGCGUUGCAGGACGCCCUCGACGACGUCCUGGACGACGACGCGGCGGGCACCCUUUCGCGCAGCAGGCGCAGGCUCGCGUCGGACGAUCUCCUGGACCGCCUCGACGACCCGGCGUACAUCUCCAAGGCGGCCGUGAGGACUUCCCUCGACUCGAUCGGCAGGCGGAGCGGCGUGGCCCUGGAUGCACUGGGGCUCGACGAGUACCUCAGCGGGCUGCAAGUCGCCUCGCCCUCGCCGUCGUCUUCCUCGGGACGGCACUUCUUUAGCAACACCAACAACACCAUGAACAAGAGCCAGGCUUCGACCCAGGACGACGAGAUCCUGUACGAGAACCUGCAGGAAGUCUUCUCGCCAGCCACAGAGCCUCCACCGCCCCCGCAACACCAGCUCCAGCAACAACACCAACAGCAACAACACCAACAGCAACAACACCAACAGCAACAACACCAACAGCAACAACAUCAACAGCAACAACCUUCACGCCCUACACACUUUCCGGGCGGCAGCAACAGCAGCAGCUUCGACCAGGGUGCCGCCAGGGGGGCGGCCAGGCAGUCCACCAACACGCCGACCAUGACCCCGGCGGGCGCCGAGCAGCAGCAGCAGCAGUCCGGGGGACAGACCACGCCGCUGCAAGAGCGGCCGCAGUCCAGGGCGGGCGCUGCCGGCCCUGCCGCCGGCCCUGCCCACGAGGACCAGGGCGACCAGCUGGGGGGCGCGCCGUACUACUACUCGGACCUGCUGCGGGGCGGCGCCGGCGCGGAGGAGGCGGCCGCGGGCGGGCUGGCGGCGGCCGCGGAGCGCGAGCGCAGCCUGGCCGCGGCGCGCACGCAGAGCUCGGGGCGCUCGCGGCUGCAGCCGCUCAACAACCAGCGCAGCAACAACCAGCCGCAGCGCUGGGGGGAGCGCGCCGACGCGCAGCACCUCGACGUCAAGCGCAACGACGUGGGCCGCAAGGUGAACCCCAUCCGCGGUCCGUCGGACGCGCUGGCCGCCGGGCCCUCGCCGUCGGACCGCCUCGCCGAGGACGUACGCCACACGUCCGAGUCGUUCCUGGGCGCCGAGAAGUGCGGGCGCGUGGACCAGCGCAACCUGUACGAGGCGGACACGCUGCAGCGCACGCGCCGCGCCCAAGCGCGCCCGCACCACCAGCAGCGCGCGCACACACCCGACUUAUUCCUCGAGCACAACCUGUACCCCAACGGGCUGCGGGACAAGCGGCGCCGCAGCCGCUCCGUGGAGGGCCUGCUGGACGAGCCGGGGCUGUCGCCGCCGCACCAGCCGCAGCAGCAGCAGCACCAGGCGCGGCAGUACCACCACCAGCAGCAGCAGCCCGUGAGCCAGGCGGGCGGAGCGGGUGGAGCGGGUGCCGACAUGGACAUGUGGGAGGAGGACUCGCUGUGGCGCGAGAGCCUGCGGCGGGUCAGCCUGCGCCACACGCGCUCCCUCGACAACCUGGACGACGGCCCCGCCGGCCCCGCCACGCCGACCUCGCCGCCGGCCUCGACGGCGACCUCGCCACCCGCGGCCGCCGUGACCAUGAGGGCGCCCCGCCCGGGGACCCUGUACACGAGCGCGAGCGCGCGGCGGCGCAGCGAGCCCCCCGCGGGCGCACCGCGGCCGGGGGCGGGCCCGGGGGCGGCCGCCAAACACUACGAGGACUACCGGGAGGCGCGCGCCCCGCCCGACGACAGGGACGACGGCGUACACUACGAGAGGCUCGCCAGGUUCACGUCGGAGAGCCUCGAGCGCUCGCGCCGGGGGCAGACCUACCUGGACGGUUACGUCUGGGACGAGGACCAGGAGACGUUCCGGGUACCGCAGCAACAGCAACAGCAACAACAGGAGCAGCAGCAGCAGCAACAACACAAGCAGCAACACCAACCCACCACGAACGCCAACAACAACGUGCCCAAGAUGAAGCCUUUUUUAGAGGUUGGCCCGCCUCCACCAUCUACCCAGGUCCAGGUCGGUGGGGGGGCGGGGUCUCAGGCCCGGGGCCGCUCGCGGGCGUGCACGGACGAGGCGGAGCAGUCCCAGCGCGUGGACCAGCGGCAGCAACGGCGGCAGGCGGGCUCAACACCAGUGGUGUCCUUGUCCCUGUCGGCGGCCGGCUCGGCGCGCGACUUUGUGGGGCAGGUGCCGCAGCUGGGGCUCAGUCAGCAGCACCUGGCGCUCAGUCAGCAGCACCUGGCGCUCGGUCAGCAGCAGGUGCCGCAGCUGGGGCAGGGGCUCGGCCUCGGCCUGGCGCUCAGGCAGCAGCACCUGGCGCUCGGUCAGCAGCAGGUGCCGCAGCUGGGGCAGGGGCUCGGCCUCGGCCUGGCGCUCAGCCAGCAGCACCUGGCGCUCAGUCAGCAGCACCUGGCCGAGGCCGCAGCACAGGCAGCGCCGCCGAGGGACGCCACCAGGGCCCUCUCGUCCUUGUCAGCGCGCAUCAACUCUCUGGACAGAGAGAUUACCGCACUCAGCCGAAGCCAAACAAUGGAACUCUCAACUCCAGAGAGUCUGGCAAGUCCAGACAGCUCGACGAGCCCACCAAGUCCUGGUGACUUCUUAGAGCUGAUUAGACCAAGGACUUGGGAAAGUCUCGAAGUUCAGGAGGCUCGUGCAAAGGAAGCGUUGGAGUUUCGUGAGGCUUACCAAGCUCACAAGGUAUCUGCUGGAGAACUGCUUGGACGAACUCAUGAAGAACUAGUCCUAUUACUCAUCCAAUUGCGCAGAGCUAGUGCUGCUGUUUGCAAAGCAAUGGAGUCUUGUCACAUGGAAAUUGAAACACAGGCCCGUUUGUCAGAGCUUGAUACACCAAAGCAAAUGGAACAUUUACAAAGAUUGGAAGAUCUCAAAAAACAGUUGAUUGAACUGGAAAAGCAGCAUGAGAAAGGGAAGCCUCUGGUGAACUUGGUGGACAAUAUGGUGAAACUGGGCUCCCUGUACCAUAAUGGCACACCCACAUCUGGUCUAAUGGGAUCGUCAAGUAUCCAAACACUCAGUGGUGUUCCUGCGCGUGAGCGACUUGAGUUCAACUAUAAAGUUCAGGAGCAGCGCCUCCUAGCUGAGGAGCGACGGGACUGGGAUCGCUUCAGCCCAGACUAUGGACAGCUUCAGGCAAAAGUGCAACAGUUAUAUCGCUUGGAUCAAGAGAUGCAAGAAGAAUCUCACACAUUACAAAAUUUACAAAUAGAUAAGGAACUUGUGGAAAGAGCUCUUGCAGGAAUACGUUUAAAGCUAGCAACAUCUCAGAUCCCACCUAAUCUCAGAGACACAUAUAGAAAACAACAAAGGCUCUUGGAACGAGAGCUAAGUAGAGUUCGUCUUUUAUUGGCCCAUAACUCAAAGAAAUUAGAGGAAACUGUUGCUGAAAACGCCAGACUUGAGCAAGAACUUGUUAUUCUACGUCAGAAGCUACAGACGUCCCGACAGAAUUCAUUUUCCUCCCCUCCACUUGGAAUGGUGGAUGCUGACUAUCCAUUAACUUCUGAGGAUCCUCAAAAUCCCACGGCUCAGUUGGAGGCUGAGCUUAAACGUGUGCAACUUAUCAUGGGAGAUUUGCACAGACAGAGACAAGAAAUUAGCGUAGCUGUAAAACAACUGACUGAAAAGUCAGACCCUGUUCGCCCUGGUCCAACUGGAGUUGCUGGUGCCGGCCCCAUUCUAGGAAAGAAGAAGCAGCAAAGUUCAUGGGUGGAAACGGACUUGGACUCCCUUGUUUCUAAAGACACGGGACACGGUUCACAACCUACUAGCCCCGUCUCGACGACAGGAAGUACCCCUUCUACAACCAGCACCAUUCCAUUGUACGUCAAUACGGGGAUGGACAAAGGUCAAGCAAGUGGCACAGAAGAAGAAGCUCUCACACUUCUUACCCUCAAUGAAGCAUCAGGUACAAGUCUCAGCCAAAUUGAACUCAGUGAAGCCGAUGACCGUAUGAAGAGAUUUUAUGGAAUUAUACCUAAAGAAAAGCAACAAGAGUUCAAAACUGUGCGAAUUGUGAAGCGAGAGUCAGAGCGCCGUCAAAGAGACAGAGAUCGUAGUGGUAACAUAGGAAUUCCCUUACUUGGGUCAAACGGGAAACGAGUAGCACUGUAUGAAGAUCAGAAUGAAAACAGUGUUACCAUUAUGGAGCGUCCAGAGCAGGCUGAUUUGGGACAGUUGAUAGAGAGUGAAGAGGGGGCUUCUGCCUUUGCACACGUUUCCAAUCAUCAUGAAACGAUGGGUAUUACUGCAACUAGCUCAACGUCUUCCUCACUUUGCAGUAGUGAACUAAUUUUGUCAACUGUGUCAUCUUCUAUGACUUCCUCUGCCACUAAUACAAGUACCACCACAGCAGUGGCUUCUUCUUCAAAUUUCAUGAGUAACAGCUGGGCACAGGAAACAUCCAGUAGCCAAGCUCUAGAUGAAGCCAUGGCCCAGCUUGAUGAUGAAUUAGAAAUGAGUGAUAGCUCAGUUUUCCAACGUUCACUGUCUCUUCCAAGAGGCUUUGGCAAAACAAAUGCUCAAGGUAUAGAAGUUGAAGCUGUCUCUAGUGUGGGAUCCUACAAUUCACCCUCCAAAAAAGCAAUGGUUGCAUCAGCUCCAGGAAGUGAAACCAAUCUCUUGCUGGCCGGAAUUCGUAGACAAAGAGUUCGGUUUGAUACUCACUCUGGCAGUGGGAGCGAGAGUAAUACAAGCAGUCCUAGUGGUUCUCGUCCUUUAUCUGCAAGAGAACAAUUAUUUGGCAGUUCAGCCAACGAACACCUAUCCACUGGCUAUUCCAUGCUCGGUCUAGCUUCACGGGAAACUUCACCUCAGAUGAGCCCAGUGUUUGCACAUCAUGCGGCGUACCAGAGCGAGGCAGCUCGCCAAAUCGUGAUGGAAAUGAACGCCUGCAGUCCCUCUGUCUUGCCUCCGCAGAAAGUGGCGCAGCAGAAACAGCUGAAACAAGCACAGCAGCAACAACAAGCUCAGCGCCGUCUAGUGCCCAGGGAAAAGAGACGACAUCAUACAGUGUCUGGAAGACCUCUAUCACAAGUGUCAAGUUCUCCUCUGCCUGUCUUGGGCACUAGGUCGAGAGAUGAUUUAGACAUGGAAAGAGCCCUUCGCACAAGGCAUAACGCUGCUCCUGAUGUAGUUCGUUCAACUCUUUCUCGCCGUGCUCCUAAGUAUGAUGCAGACACAAUUGAUUCCAUUCUGGGCACACCUGGUAAAAUCCACAUCCCUGAGCGUUAUGUUCCUGAAAAUGAGCCAGCCCUGAGUCAAGAAGAACGUAUGCAACGUCUUCGCAAAGCAGAUGCCAUUCGAAAAAUGUUGUCUGAAACACACUCAAGUACGACUUUGCCAAGUACAUCAGGACAUCAGGAACCACCAACGUCAACCUUGAAGAAAAAAGCUGAAGAAGAAAAGAAGCAACACGAGCACUUAUUACAAUUGAAUCAGCUUCUUGCGAAACAAGUCAUGGAGAAGAGUAAGAUUGUAGCAGAAAAAGCACUCUCACAAGGCCCUGCUGAAGAUGAAGACAAAAGUACAAGUGAUGAUGAAUCUCCAGAGCACCCCCUGCCAUUAUAUCAGCAACGUGAAAAUUUUUUCAGCUAGUUGCGGAGUUGCGGCCAUUCUACCAAGUCUGUUAGUUUGUAAGGAUAACAGUAUUCUUCUGAAUUGUGUUAGCAGUAUUGUAUUUCUUAAUCAGAUUUAUACUGAUUAAAAAGUCAUGCUCAUAAACUAGACUAUGUAUCUAAUCUAGUAGCUGAAUGCCCCAUGAAAAGACCAUAUUUUGGUUUAAUUUAUGCUUGUAGAUUUUCAUGACAACAAAUUCAUCAGUUUUUAAUGAUGUACUUAAUGUUGUCAAUUAUCAAUGUCAAUUUAUCAUGAAACAAUAACAAUAAUUUCUUGUGCAUAUCAGUAGAAAAAUGAAGUAGUGUAGAGUGUACCUCGUAAGUUGUACAGGUUUUAUAUAUAUAUUGUAUUAGUCAAUUGUUAUUUAUGGUCAAUAUUAAUUAUAUUUAUUAGUGUAGGUUGUUACAUCAAUACAUACUAUAUGACAUUUUUUGCUUGGUUGAGAAGCUUCACAAAAGCAACAUCAAUUUACAAACUCCACAUAUUCUGUACUUUAUAAACAAUU
Messenger RNA from Frankliniella occidentalis (western flower thrips), 10824 nucleotides. RefSeq lists its product as uncharacterized. The record is from RefSeq and is a predicted model, not a curated record. The transcript is spliced from 27 exons. Bases 405 to 10298 code for a protein of 3297 amino acids. Lineage: Eukaryota; Metazoa; Arthropoda; Insecta; Thysanoptera; Thripidae.